AUGGCGGACUUGCAGCGGGUUGUAACGGCUGCGAUGUGCGAGGAGAGGGCCCUGCAGGCGAACCAGCAGUUCCCUCGUGCAUCUGCCGCUCCUCCUCCUGUUGCACCUCCUGUGACUGCACCGGCGGCGGUUGCUCAUCAUCCUCCUGCUACCCCUGCUCCUUAUCCGUCCCUUCUGCCCGGUGAUUCUGCUCCUCAUGCUGCUGGUGCUGCGCAGCCGUUCCAGACGUUUGUGGGUCCUCCCCGCGCGGCAGAGGUUCCGGAGGCGACCCUAGGGCAGCUGUGGCGCCUCUCUGAGGGUUUGCGGGCUGUGCAUCUGAUCCAGAUGUAUGGUCACGCUGGUUUCUCUCGUGGGAACUCCCUGGAUAACGGUUCCCGGGAUGAGUGUCUUGACGCCGCGGAUCGGCUCGCGGAGCUCUUGGCGCCCGUGUUGGCUGCGCCCGCGAGGGGAGGAGUUGCCGGCGUUGGGAAGCUGGGGACGGCUGUACGAGGCUUGCGGCGCUUUUCGCGCGCUGGGACUGCAGCCGAUGUGAUCGGCGCAAGCACGGCGGAGGCCUGGAAUAUCGGGUUUGAUGAGGUAAAGGUGAUGCUGCUGCUGCACGAGCCGACCAACCAUGCUGAGGCGCUGAAUGAGUGGGAUGGAGGCAUAGUGCUCGUGUCCCACGACAUAAGACUCAUUAAUCAGGUGGCAAAGGAGAUCUGGGUGUGUGAGAACCGCACGCUGACGCGGUGGGAGAACGACAUUGUGGGCUUUAAGAACCACCUGCGGAAAAAGGCCAACAUCGACUGA
Molecule: messenger RNA, 789 nt
Organism: Closterium sp. Naga37s-1
Lineage: Eukaryota; Viridiplantae; Streptophyta; Zygnematophyceae; Desmidiales; Closteriaceae
Source: the annotation of a GenBank genome assembly